Messenger RNA from Musca vetustissima, 741 nucleotides. RefSeq names its product circadian clock-controlled protein daywake-like. The record is from RefSeq and is a predicted model, not a curated record. NCBI's taxonomy places the organism in Eukaryota, Metazoa, Arthropoda, Insecta, Diptera, Muscidae. Bases 1 to 741 code for a protein of 246 amino acids. The transcript has 3 exons.
AUGUUUUUAUCGAUAACUGUGAUCUUAUGUUUAAUACUCGGUUCCUAUGCUGGCGAUUUACCUCCGAAUAUAACCAAAUGUAAAGUUGACGACAAUGUGUGUGUUGCCCAAAAAAUCGAGGAAGUAUUAAGGAAAUAUCCCCAUGGUAAUCCUGACAUUGGUUUGCCCAAUAUGUCAGCUUUGCCAAUAAAAAAUGUUAUCAUCUCACGCGCCUCAGGCUCAUCUCCGAUACAAAUGAAUUUGAAAUUUGUGCAAUUCGUAACGGAUGGUCUUCAAAAUGGCCAGGUUUUAAAUACAACCGGUUGGACAAAAAAUCCCAAAAUUUUUGAAGGGAAUUUUUUCUAUCCCAAACUGGUUGUAAAAGGAGACUAUGAAUCGGAUGGGCGGAUUUUGUUUCUGUCAAUGAAUGGCCGAGGUAAAGGCCUCUUUGAGCUGACCAACUGCCAUUUCAAUGUAAAGACCAAAGUGGUGUUGGAAAAGCGUAGCAAUGGUAAAAAUUAUGCAAAAAUAACAAAACUUAAGUUGGUCCUUUCGCCGGAGAAAGCUUAUACUAAUAUGGACAAUUUGGUCAACGGUAGCCCGGAAUUGUCUAAAACAAUUAACGAUGUCAUCAAUGAGAAUUGGCGUGAUGUAUGGCAAGAAAUCUCUAACGGACUUAAUGCUGCUUUGGGAGAAGUUCUGGAGAAUUUACUCACUGGCAUUUUUAAUGAACUUUCUUAUGACGAUUUUUAUGCUGAAUGA